Molecule: messenger RNA, 555 nt
Organism: Brenthis ino (lesser marbled fritillary)
Lineage: Eukaryota; Metazoa; Arthropoda; Insecta; Lepidoptera; Nymphalidae
Source: the annotation of a GenBank genome assembly
AUGUCUAAUAAAAACUUAUUUUUAAAGUCUGGCUUUGUUAGGGCUCCGAUACAAAAUGGUGUAGGUCGUUACGUAUGUCAGUUGCAAAGAAUUGUGCUUAAAUUCUGUAAAAGCCAUGGUGCUAGUCGUGGAUUAAGAGAUUUCAUUGAACAGGAUCUAGUAGAAUUUGCGAGGCAUAAUCCCAGUGUUGUGGUGUACUUGAAGCCCCGCAGACAUCGGGGCCCAGUUGUGGUCGGCGAAUACCUAAAUGGGGACAGAGUAUGGAUGAGUGUGCACAAUAAAACUCACUCGGAAAUAACGAAAUGGAUAGAAGUCUUAAGAACUCAACAAGGUGAUAUUGCAUCUACACGUCUCAGGAAGUAUCAGUAUACAGACUACCCUUCCGUCCAGGGGCCUUGGACUCCCUUCACUUUUAAAGACCCAGAACUAAAUAUAGCCAAUCUGCCCGAUCCUAAAUUUGGUGCAAACAAUAGAUUGCCGAUGUCAGCCACAGAACAGUUAAGAAUUAUGUUUGAGAAACAAAAGAUUAAUGAUGAAGAAGUGAAAACAGCAGAA